CAGGAUGCACCACGAGGCAGACUCCGUUUCCCGUGGUGCUGUGCGCCGGGCAGCGCGGCGGCGGCUGCCGCCGCCUCCUGCUGCCGGGCCGCAGAUGCCGCUGGUGGCGGGGGGCUGCCAGGCCGAGCCGGGCCCGCCCGGCGGGCCGCUUCGGCAGCGGGGGUCCCGCCGGCCGCCGGGAGGGCCGACCCGGCCCUGCCCUCCCGCUGCCGCCGCCGCUCCGGCCCGCCCUCCGGCGGCCCCUGCGCGGGCCGGCGCCGCGCUGGGCCUCGUCACCUUGCUCAGCUUCGCCUCCCGCUUCUACCGCCUGUCGGAGCCGCCGCACGUCUGUUGGGAUGAAACUCAUUUUGGGAAGAUGGGAAGUUACUACAUUAAUCGGACCUUCUUCUUUGAUGUCCACCCUCCUUUGGGAAAGAUGCUGAUUGGACUUGCUGGCUACCUUAGUGGAUAUGAUGGUACAUUUCCUUUCCAAAAGCCAGGGGACAGAUAUGAGCAGCACAACUACGUGGGAAUGAGAGGGUUCUGUGCGUUCCUUGGCUCCUGCCUGGUUCCCUUCGCCUACCUCACAGUGCUGGAACUGUCCAAGUCACUGCCUGCAGCCUUACUCACAGCUUUCAUCCUUAUUUUUGAUACGGGCUGUAUUACUUUGUCCCAAUAUAUUCUGCUUGACCCCAUUCUGAUGUUCUUCCUCAUGGGAGCUGUUCUGAGUAUGGUGAAAUGUAAUACCUGUGCAGAUAGGCCAUUUUCCACUUCCUGGUGGUUCUGGCUGAGUCUGACUGGGGUGAACCUUGCUGGAGCAAUGGGGGUGAAGUUUGUUGGCCUUUUUGUAGUCCUGUUCGUUGGCUUGAACACAAUCUAUGAUCUUUGGGACUUGCUGGGGAACCUCAGCCUAUCUCUGGUCAUGUUUGGGAAGCAUUUACUGGCUCGAGUGUUCUGCCUGAUCCUUCUCCCGCUUGCCCUCUACACAACUAUGUUUGCUGUUCAUUUUGCAGUUUUAAAUAAAAGUGGGCCUGGGGAUGGUUUCUUCAGUUCUGCCUUUCAGUCCCAGUUGAUCGGGAACAAUCUUCAUAACGUCUCUGUUCCAGAGUACUUGGCGUAUGGUUCUGUGGUCACCAUGAAGAACCUUCGAAUGGCAGGGGGAUACCUUCACUCACACUGGCACCUCUACCCAGAGGGCGUAGGAGCCCGCCAGCAACAGGUCACUGCCUACUUGCAUAAAGAUUUGAAUAACCUGUGGAUUAUAAAGAAACAUGAUUCAAAUACAGCAGAUCUAUUAGACCCCUCCAGUCCUGUGGAGUUUGUGAGGCAUGGAGAUAUUAUCUGCCUGGAACAUAAAGAAACUUCUAGAAAUCUCCACAGUCAUCAGCAUGAGGCUCCCCUGACAAGGAAGCAUUUUCAGGUCACUGGCUAUGGAAUAAAUGGAACAGGAGAUUCCAAUGAUUUCUGGAGGAUUGAAGUGGUGGGCAGAAAGACUGGAAAGCACAUAAAAGUCUUACGGAGUCAGAUCCGGCUAACCCACGUGGCCACAGGGUGUAUAUUGGGAUCUUCUGGAAAGACGCUGCCAAAAUGGGGCUGGGAACAAGUGGAAGUUACCUGCACACCAUAUCUGAAGGAGACUCCCAAUUCCCUCUGGAAUGUUGAAGAUCAUAUCAACCCUAAGUUGCCCAAUAUCAGCCUGGAUGUUUUGAAGCCCUCUUUUGUAGAAAUUCUGCUAGAAUCCCACAUGGUUAUGAUCCGGGGAAACAGUGGCCUCAAACCAAAGGACAAUGAAGUUACAUCCAAACCUUGGCACUGGCCCAUCAACUACCAGGGGCUGCGUUUUUCUGGUGUCAAUGAGACAGAUUAUCGGGUUUAUUUGCUGGGAAACCCGGUUAUUUGGUGGCUGAAUCUAGUCACUAUUGGCUUGUAUCUUCUGAUAGCAAUUUCUACCACAGUAGCCCUGAGGAGAGGUGUCCAGCUGACAUCUGAACUCAGAGAACUGUCCCAAGUCUUGUUGUGUGGCGGAGGGCGGAUUACGCUGGGCUGGCUCCUUCAUUAUCUCCCUUUCUUUUUGAUGGGCCGAGUUCUCUACUUUCACCACUACUUCCCUGCCAUGCUUUUUUCCAGCAUGUUGACAGGAAUCACCUGGGACACACUACUGAAGUUCUGUACUGGCUUCCUGCCAUCCAGCACUACAGCUAGAAAAGUAUAUGGAGGGGGAAUCCUGGUACUGUUUCUACUCAUCAUGUACAGCUUCUACCUCUUCCAUCCUCUGUCCUAUGGCAUGAUAGGACCCAUGGCCUCAGACCCGAGCAGCCCCAUGGCAGGGCUCCGAUGGAUGGAGUCCUGGGAGUUCUAGAGCCAGCAACGGGAGCAUGGAAGCAGAGACAGAAAUGUGAGAUCUGCUGCAUGGCAGGCUGAUUCUGGGGCUUUGGAGACAUGUGACUAUAAAAUGCCUUCUCUGGAGAACUCUGGAUCUAGUAGCCCUGUUGGUUUGACUUUAGUUUGCACUGUCUGCUUUGGAAGAUGAAGAGGGUGACUGUGAGAAGGCUCUCUGAGGAGGACUCAAGUCAUGAAUCUUUACGUUAUGUUUCUGGGCAACUGGCUAUUUAAGUCUCAGUUCUUAUGAGCAAUAUACCAGCAUCCUUUACAGUCAAACAGCAGUGGUGUUCCAGGAGUGAGACCAGUACAAGUUGUAGGGUGUGUGUUGUCUCAUAUUCACAUGUGUGGAUGUGUGUGUGCAUGUGUGUCUUCUUUCUUGUAAUCCAAGUACCAUUGCGGUUUGGGAGCCAGACAGUGUCUGAGACAUGAGGAUUUUUUAUCAUGUUUAACAGCCUUUAUUAUAGUGAGGUUUUUUUAAAAAAAGCUUCAUGUAAGUAUCUGGGGAUCUCUAUACCACUCUGCCCUGGCUGUCUGCAUUUUUUGUGCCCACCCUGUACUUUUAGAAUUUGACUGAACUGGAAGGGUGUCCACUUGAAAUCUCCCUGAGCCACUGUGCCUUGCCUGUCUCUCAGGCCCUUUGCAGACAGAGGUGGUGGAGGUUGUUUGUUUAUCUCUGUAUAUUGCCUUGCCUUCUGGACACCUUUAACCGUAUACAGUGAUUACCUAACAAGCCUCUACUCACACUUGGACUGUUCCAGCUCACCACUUUGCAGUUUCAUACAGAACUGCAAAGAAGCUACGAAGGAAAUUAUAAUAGAAGCAGCAGGUAAUUUAUUUCCCGUCCCAAUGUACGGUGAAGACUGGCCCCCUUGGGGAUGUGCUAGGAAUUAAAAUGCUAGCUUGGAAAUUGUACUGACAGCUGUCAUUCACCUUUUGAUCCCAGCUUUUCCAAUGCCAGUACCUAUACUUUUAGGAGGAAGGUGUCAUCUUAAUGAAUGUGACAACUGCAAAACUGGCUGUCUGUGCCCAAAGCACUUGCACACCGUAUUGCUGUACUGAGCAAGUUCCCUCUCAUAGAUAGCUGACUGUUGAAUUACUGCAUUGAAGAAAAUGUCAUACGAGGCAAAACUUCUUUGUGUUAGGUGUCAAGAGCCAUUGGAUGUUGAAUCCACUGCUUCCUAGAAAGCAGAACACUUUUUUAAAAUCAGUUAUUGAUUCCUUUUUCCUCUGUUAUGCUCCUUUUUGUGGGCCUUUUAAAUGUUUCUUUCAUUCAGUCUCCCACCCUUUGCCCAAAUUUCAAUUUCUUGUCACAGUAUACUGUUACUACAUUGUAGCAUCCAAAGCAAAUGAAACUUAAACCCCAGCUGUGUUUGUGUCAAGAAGUAAUAUUUUGUAUAGGUAUCAAGGAACUCAGGCCUGUCAUUUCAGAGUCCUUGGUCCACUUCUAAGGCUCGCAUCAAAAUGAUGCGUACCGAGAAAGCAACAGGUGAAUGUGUCUGUUUUCAAACAUGAAUUGUGCAUUCUUUCUCUUACUGAACCUAGAACUCUAAUGUAUUUCCUGCCGCACAGAAGGGCUUUGUGUUAUCAUCCCCAAGAUAGUUGUUUUGUGUGCAGGACUGAGACUCUAAUCAGGCUUGAUUUCAUUCCUCUUUAAUAGAGGAUCCAUAGGACUGUUAGGAUCCAUAGGACAGUAAGGCAGCUGCUUGCUAUCGUAAGGUUCUGGCUUGGUGUGUCACAUCUCCCUCCAGAAGCUGACUUCUGUAGAAACUAACUCAGAUGGUAUGGAUGUAUGCUUUUGGUUCUAAAGGUUUUGAAUUAAUCACCUGCUGAUAAUUCAUGGUGAGAAGUCAUUAUGCUAAUUAGCUGCUAGGUUUGAUGAUUCUUUUCCAUUUGCUACUGCAGAAAGUGCUCCCACCUGCCUAAGCCAGGGCUUCACAGAGAUGAUACAUAGGCAAGAAGGGUGAGGGAGAAGGCUGCAAAUUUCCUCAAAUCCUGCCUUGUCUGACAAGAGUUAAAGCAGCAGCUGCAAGUUGUUAGCUGUUGGCAACAUGACAGGCAGACAGUGUGCUGCUGCAUUUGUAGCAAUGUGAUUCAGCAUCCUCUCCUCCUGGUGAGAUUAUCUGCUUAAUGCCUUGGUAUCAUGAAUAUGAGCUUUUCCAUACAGUGGUCCCAUUGCCAUGGGGAGGAAUUGCCACAGCAGCUGAUAAAAGGCAUGGAUUAAAGACAUGGAUUUUUCAGCACAUGUGAUCACACACUGCCAUGAACACUAAUUGGAAAAACUAAGAAAUUUGUGUUUUGAAAUGACAGUUUCUAAAGUUCUUUACCUGUCAACUUAAAUCUAUGGGGAGUUAAAAAUCAGCUCAGUAACCUCAGUUACUGCAGUGGUUAUGAAAAAGUCAGCUUUGUAGGAGCUGCCUGAGGAAGAUGAGCCAGUGUGUUCCUUGGUCAGAGCCCUGUCUCCUCUGUUGCUAAUAAUCUUUCUAGCAGAGAUGGCAGCUGAGUUUAGAUGGACCAGCUGAAAGUGGCAACUGUCAUACUCACAUUCAGGUUCCUGUGUACAAACUCAGCUUCUGUUUCAAUACAAAUAAAGGGUUAUUUUAAUUUAGCAUGGACAAUUUGGAAAUUUGCUGUUGAGAGCACUUGGUUAGCAUUGGGGCUAAUUCAUAUCUUAGGUCUUGUGUGCUAGUGGUGGGAUGGAGGCAUACAUUGGAAAAAAAUCUAGAUAUUCCACAAGAGGGAGCAGCCUCCAGCAGGAUUUCUUUUUUCAUCUGGAAUUAAGAGUAUUAAAAGGUCUACAUUUGAAGACUAGAGGGCAGACAUUAAAAGGGCAUGCAUUUCAUCUGCAGCCUCUGGAGUCCACAGGAUGGAUUUUCAAGGAAGUGUAAAUUGAUGUUGCUCUGUUUUCUUUCAGUAGAGAAAAACUGAGGAUUUAUCUUAGCUGAGAAUUUCUCCCUCAAUAUUUGCUUCUCAAAAAAAAAAAAAUCUGUCAGGCUGUAGCUGAAAACAAAAUAAUAGCCUAUAUUUUGUGAGGCCAGUAAAACAUAAUGUUGCUGAUCCCCUUCCUGAUUCUGGCACUAUAUUAAAUGUCUUGGAGUGGUGCAGACAUGAAGCAAUGGGAGUAGGGCACUCUCUUUGCUUUCUGAGUGCAAUUUGAGCUGUUUCAGUUCAGUUUUUCCAUUCCUGUUUGUGGAAUGAGUUCGGGUUUAUCUUGAGGACUGCUUAUUAGUCCUCUUCCCCGGUCAUGUGGAAAAUAGCUAACGGUGCUUUCCAAGGCCAGAAGAUGCUGCUCUCCAGAGCAGCUGCUGUCUUUGAGGUUUGCCUGACAGGGCUCCUUUUAUUGCUAGCAAAGUAUUUCAUCAAACUGUGUAUCUAUGGAAUCAAAUUGCAAAAAGCUGUAGGCUUCCAGGUUCCUAGUUCAGAUUUUUUUCUGUGUAAACUCUGUUUUCACCUCUUCAGUCUUUAGUAGAUAGACAGGAGGGCUCUAGGCACAUCCAAUUUAUCCUAGACAAUCCGUCCAUCUGAAAAAGGCUUUGUUAGCAGUUGCUUCAGGGCACUCGUACCCACCUCUUCCCACAGCAGCAGCUGGCCUAUUUCCAGGGAGUGGGCUACUCAUACUAUGAGACAGAGGUGUGACUUUGAGGAGGAUUUGAAUGAUGAUUUCUUUGCCAAGGCCGCCUUUGCUCCAGGUGGAAGAUUUGGUGUGUCAUGGACUGGUCACCAGCAUUAUUCAUAGGCCUGUGAGUGGGAAAGCCACCACCGGUAUGGUCUGCAGAGAAUUUUCUUUUUGCGUCUUAAUUGGAUGGACUUGUUGUUGCAUAUACUACAUAGUGCAUUAGUAUCUACCUUUUUGUAUCCCCAUUCUGUUCCUUCUACUUCUUUAAGUACUGCACAAAGUACAGGAUACUUCUUUGCUUCUCCUCUGGUCUUUAGGCUGUGUUUCCAUUUCUUACAAAGCAUGUCUGAAUAAAGGGUAGGACUGAAUGCCUUAUAGUAUCCUGAGUGAAUAAAUACCUGUCACAUGCACUGACAGCAAAUCCAGACCCUCGUUACAGAAAGGUAAAAAGAUGUGUUGUUUGAGAGUUUGUAGGGCAGGGUUUUUCUGUGAACUGUCCCUCCUGUGUACCUCUGGCAAUCUUCUUCAGGGGACUUGAGUGUGAACCAACUGUCAGUGUGGAAACACAGACGUUUACCUGAAGCUCUCAGUUGUUGCUGGGCUUAGUGACUUUCCUUCCAGAGCUAUGCCUGUGUGACUUAGGCUCUGGGUUGGCACUCUCGGUGCAAGUACCAUUAGAACACUGUUUCCUCCUCUCAAGUCCCUGCUGGCGAUGUGAACAUCUCAGCAGUGGCCCAGCAUCUCCACCAGCUGAACGUAGCUAAGAUUUUUCCCCUUUACAGCAAGUGACCUCUCUGCCACUGGCCCAGUGUGUAUUGUGAAAGAUAAAAUGUGUGAACUGUUACAACAUCAUAAGGCUCUUUCUGGCUGGGAAGGGAAAAUUGGGGAUAAGAAGACUACCUCCACAGCACACUUGCUGCCUUUAGAGAGCUUGUGGGUUGCAAGCAGUCAGGACUAAAAAUUGGCCUUUUAUUCAAGGAACUAACAGCUGGGUUUCAUGGUUGCUUAUGAGUUGCUUUACUUAAAUUCCCUCAAGCCCUUUUCCUUGGAUCUCAAGGGCUAAGUUGAGGUAGAGGAAGUAUUAGUGCUAAACCCACUCCUGCUGAAUUUGUAUUUGAUCCUAAAACUUUGGCAAGUGAAUUUAUUGUGUUUUACAAGGGGAGCUGCUUAGAGCCUAACUUAAUUCAAGAACUUAGCUGUGACUAAAUAGGAGUUUGGAGCAGUGGUGGUGAGAGGGGUUCUUUUGUAAUUUUGUCCUGUAUUAUAAAUUUUUCUUACUAAUGCUGCUAGUACUCAUGUCUGUCUGUCUGCAUCAGUCCAUGAACCGACUGUCUUCUAAUGCUUCUGAGGUAUGGUUACUGCACUGUACAGUAGGAAUGGGAGAAUGCUUUCUUGAGCUAUAAUCUGUUUUGUACAGGAACUUGUGGAAAAUGAGGUAGAAUUUGGAAUUUAAUUUUGUAAUAAAUAGUUCUUCUUUCAAACACUC
Molecule: messenger RNA, 7460 nt
Organism: Dromaius novaehollandiae (emu)
Lineage: Eukaryota; Metazoa; Chordata; Aves; Casuariiformes; Dromaiidae
Gene: POMT2
Product: protein O-mannosyltransferase 2
Exons: 21
Coding region: 5-2338 (777 amino acids)
Biological process (GO): protein O-linked glycosylation
Cellular component (GO): membrane
Molecular function (GO): mannosyltransferase activity
Source: RefSeq, a predicted model, not a curated record